ACUCCCGGGCUGGCUCCGGGGGUCCCUCGUGCGGAUUGGUCCCGGUCUAUUCGAGGUAGGCGAAACAGAAUACAAGCACUGGUUCGAUGGUCUAGCCCUAAUGCAUAGGUUUGCGUUCCGGGACGGUAAGGUCAGCUACCAGAACCGGUUCCUCAGAAGUAACGCUUACAAGAAGGCAAUGAAAUACAACAAAAUCAUCCUCUCGGAGUUCGGCACAGUAGGAAUACCAGACCCAUGUAAGAACGUCCUCGAGCGGUUUGCCACCCAUUUUUUACCGCUCAAUGUUACAGACAAUAAUUUAAUAAACGUGUAUCAACUUGGGGAUGAGGUAUACACAGCAACGGAGACGCACACGCCGAGAAAGAUCAACCUCGAAGACCUAAGCACAGAGGACCAAACGAUUGAUCUUUUAAAGAUGUUCGGUAUGAUGACGGCGUCUGCGCAUGCGCAAGUGGACAGAGACGGGUGCUCAUAUAACAUGGGAACAUCUUACCUCACUGGCUGCUAUUACAAUAUUAUCAAGUUCUUCCCUAAAUCUUAUUCAGAAUCAUCAUCAUUAUCGUCAUCGUCAUCACCAUCGUCAACAUCAUUAGAAAAUAACUCGACGUCAACCAGCGAAUCAAGUACGGACAGAAGAAGUCCCAUGUCGGCUAAACUUCUCUGCAGUAUCCGAGCACGGAAUCCUCUGAAACCAUCGUACUUUCACAGUUUUGGUAUGACUGACAAUUACAUCGUUUUUUCGGAACAGACUCUUAACAUCAACGUCGCCAAGCUGGCCACAUCGCAGAUGCUUGGCAAGCCGGUAUCGUCGUGUUUCGAGUUCGACCACAACGGAACGACGCUCUUUCAUCUCGUCGAUAAGCAGACUGGGGAGCAGAUGACCACGAGGUACGAGUCGGGUCCGCUCUUCGGUAUGCACGUCAUCAACUCGUACGAGGAAGAUGACCACGUGGUCUUUGAUAUCUGUUCGUACGAUGACGACGAGCUUCUUAAGAAAUUCUACCUUGACUACCUGAGACACGGGGAUCAGGACGGCAAACGACAUUUUCCAAUCACAGAAGUUAGGAGAUUUGUCUUACCUCUCAGAAUAAAUAAGAAUACACCUGUUGGCACCAACCUCGUCACUCUAAAUUAUACAUCAGCUUCUGCACAACUUCGACCAGAUGGCGUCGUCGAACUCACCUAUGAAGUCGCCUCCGAUAUUGGAAUCGAUAUGCCGUGCAUAAACGGUCGAGUCAAUGGAAGGCCCUACACUUACGCUUACGGAACUUCGGGCAAAUGUAAAGGUGACUUCAUGAACACGAUUGUUAAGACCAACAUGCGAACGAAAUCAUGUAAGACAUGGCACAGGCCGAAUCACUAUCCGUCUGAACCGAUUUUUGUUGGGGCACCAGAUGCAGUGGACGAGGAUGAGGGUGUAUUAGUUUCAACUGUUAUCAGCAGCGAGACACAAAGGGCAUUCCUACUGGUUCUCGAUGCUAAGACGUUAGAAGAAAUAGCACGUGCGGAUAUCCCCGAGACAAUGUCCUGCCCCAUCACCUUUCACGGUGGGUUCUUUCACUGAUAGAGGGACAUUAAACUUUCGUGGACACCUCUUUCCGUGACAAAAAAACGACUAUUUGAAAUCGGCAUCGUGUUAUCUCGUCACCGGUGUAUGAGACUUUUAUCGCAACGAAAUGACAUCGAUGACCCUUUCCAGUCUUUCUCUGCGAAUCUCCGAUUGCCUUGAUGGUGUUUCAAGCUCAUCUCAAUACAUAAAACACUUUUUUCCUCCUUGUCUUCCGUAAUGUGGUCAGUUAUUCAUCCGUCUUGGCUUAAGGAAGCGUCAGGAUGAAAAAAAAAACUGCGCGAAGUGAAGGUUGCUUCGCGAUCAAAAUCAACGAUCCACAAUUCAUGAUGAAAUAUAUUUUGUGUGUGAAAGUGUGGCGCCAUCGCGCGGAGCACUCGAUACGUCACACGUCACGUGGUUGGCCAUUCGAACCAAUAGCAUCGCUGGAACCUAGUUUUGGAUACAUACUUCAGAAAGAAGGUCUUGAGACCAGUGUUGAUGCUCUUGAAUCCUUGAAGGCACAUAGGAUAAAAGAUAUUUCUAUUCUUAUACGAAUCCCAAUGCAAUUUAAGCAUGAAAAGCUGCAUAAAUUUAUUAUUUAUAUACCUUAGCUGCAAAGGGACGCGGAAGCAUUUUUUAUCACCUAAAUGCUUGUGAAAUAACUUAGUGUGUGAGGAAGGCCAUUUAAGGUCAUGAUCAGUUAUCUUAAUGUCUUCCAUUUAGUCUUUUAAAAUAAUUUCUAGGGCUGUUUUUCAAGGAAAUGAGUGUAGUUCGUAUUGAGAUAAAAAUAUUAAGGAUUGAAUAUCGGUGCUGACUCUUCAGUCAACGCGGUCUGGUCUGACUAUUUGUUAACUCCGAUAUCUAAUUAAUGUUUUAUUUAUGGCAAUAAUUCGAAUAAUUGUAUAGAAAACCAUGUCCCCGAUUCCAUGUAUCAAUUUUAAUGUAACCCGUCCAAUCAGUAAUGAUAUAUGAUUAAGAUUAAUCAUUUAAUGUAAUGUGUAUUCAUUCCUUUAAAGUAUAGUCGGAAUUGUAAUUUACUGUCCACUUCUUUUUCUUUCUUUCCAUUAAAACGAUUCCGUGCAAUAGCAGUCGUCCGUAUUUUUAAAUCAUCCUCUUUUUUUACUCAAUCGAAGUACAUUUUGAAAGGUUUUUAAAAUCUCUUGGUAGAUUAUGAGAUUCAUUGUAAUUUUUUGUACCAAAUUCGCAGCUGUUAAAUAUUUGGCAAAAUGAUUUGCCUUGUGUCACUUCUCUUUCGCGUCUACGUUUCUAAGAGACGCUAACCAUUGAAGCCCUUGUGUUUUUAUAUUUAGGAUUUGCAUUCGAUACCGUUUUUAUUGUAGAUUCUUUAAUUGCAAGAACUCUCUCGCUUUUGUUUCAGAUGAUAUGACAUUGUGUUAUUAUAUUUUGUAAAAUUAGCAUACAUUUCCCUACCUCAGUAUAUUUGGCCUCACAUCCGUAUGGUUAUUUUUUGUGUUGGGGUCUCAAUCUUUUAUGUAUUUACCUUUUUUGCUUGCUACGUGCUAUUCAUUAUCGUGGAGUAACGUCUGGGGCGACGAUUUAUCCGAGAUGAUUAAUUUUGCGCCAAAGAAUAUGAUUUAAGCCAAUGAACAAUUCAUUUUUUGCAAUUUUAUUGUUUCUGGUCGAGAAUUAUGCAGCGUUAUUGAUUUAUCAGUGUAAAGCUGAACAAUUGCUGAAAUAUUUCCCAGGACCAAUUUAGUCUUUGAACCUGGUUGAAUAACUGAUAUCCCCGAUACAGCAAAUUACACCUCUGAAUAAUUUUAUCUUAAAUGUGACCAAAUGUUUAGCGUUAUAAUUCUGAUAUUCAUGAGAAAUCCUUCCAUUUUCAUAUCACUUAUUAAUUUCACUUGGUCUUGCCAUAGGUAUCAGGCCGCACUUUCAAAAACAUAUUAUGGACCAAUAUGUGAUAACUAGUGUUACAUUUCGUUUAAUUGUUUCGAGAUCUAUUUAAUUGGUAUGCUGUUAGUUUUUCAUAAAGGAUUAAUAUCCAUACAUACAAUUAAUUGAUAUCGGUUAGUACUGCCUAUUGUCCGGGUUAAGUGCCCGGUUUAGAAACCGAUUAUAGCAACACAUGAUUUGCUAGAUGAGAUAUGGAUGUAUUCAUUUUACAUACGUAUAUUUUUUGUAGUGAUACACCUUUCUAUUGAAAGAUAUGAGGCGAACUGUUUCCGGAUGGUUAUUUAUUUUAUGCAUAUGAUAUUAUUCGGGAUGCAUUUUUUUCCUACGAACUUUUCGGACCAUUUUCUUACUGUACCACAUUCUACCCAAUUUGGACUUUGAAUCAUAUUACAAAUUAAGGAAAAUUGUCAAUUUAGUAAGGAUUAUAGCAAAUCGGUCUGCUUUUUACAAUUACGAUUCGUGCUUUUCAAACAUUCAUGAGGUGUAUUCUUAACAGUAAAUCCUCAUCUGACGCCAUGAUGAAAAUUUCGUAGGAAAAAAAUCAUCCUUUAUCGUGGGCAUUUUUAUGUAAAGUUUGAUCAUGUUUUUAUCGAUGAGAAAAAGCGCGAUUGGGCGCUUAAUUUGAAGGCUUUUGUAUCAUCCAUCCCAGUUUCAUCGUUUUAAACAAGUUUUAUUUGAAACCAACCCUUUCCCUUUCCGUUCCAUAUAGAAGACCAUAUGUUUUGUGUAAUACCUUUUUUCCUCGCUAUUUAUUGGCCAGUAUAAAAAAGCGCGCACUGAAAAAUUACGGAUAGUUUUCAUAACUCACCCUCCUUGUAACCCAUUUUACCAAGAUUGAAUCUUUUGAUAAUAAUUAUUUGACAAUAUAAAUUUUAGAUCAAAGGUAACUUAAGAAUGUGUUGGCUUAUUUUUUAUUGUUUUAUUUACCAAUUAUUAUUAUAUAUUUUUAUUUGUUCAUUGAUAAAUGUACAUUUAUUUCUUUUAUUUGUUUCUUGUGAUUUAUUGAUGACUAUAAUUUAUUUGCAAUUUUAUUUGUCAUGAAUUAUGCAUAAUUUAUUUAUUUAUUUUAUUCAAAUUCUUGUUAUUAAUAUUGCUUAAGAUAAUUACUAUGAAAGAAGGUGAUCUACGCAACUUUCGUUAUUAAGUCAGUUCAAGUUGAUUAUCAAAAUAAUAUUUUGAUAUCAGAAUAAAACGUUUAAAUACACAAAAAACAACCCAACCCCCUUUCCCAUCACUUCUGUGCCGCCCCCUUCCAUUGCUGCAGGCGUUAUUUACGUUUAUUCACUUAUUUCAUCAUAUUCUAUAUAGUGUAUCAUCAUUCUGCGAAAAAAAAAAAUAUGUAAAAUGUUAUUUAUGCAUCGCCUUGCCGUCGUGACGUUUCAUGCUGCGCAUGAAUUAUGUUAUAGAGUACUAUGAGUGAUGAAUAUAGACAUAAAUUAUUUGCACGUCAACACUGCUAUUCUCUUUAUUAUAAUUCAGCAGUUUGUAUCGGUUAUUAGUCGGGUUAUUUCGUUGUUUGUUGUAUUCUGUAUGGAAAAAAUGAAAAUGUGUUAUUUCUCCCCACAUUUGAAGAUUUACUUACUAUGCAAGUUGCUGCUCUGCAGAAUAUUUCGUCCAAAUCUUCCGACGUUUUUUGUGAAGAAUAGUCAACAUGUUUUAAAUUUAAAGAAAAAAAAGGAAGUUUAAAUGCAUUUUUGUUUAGCAAUGUUUUUAUACCACAAACAGAUGUAUUCAGCAAUGUUGGCAUUUGCAGAAUUGAGUAAAGUGGCCUGUCACUUAAAAAUAACAUGUUUUCAAAUAUCGAAAAUUAUUCAGUUCGUCUUUUAGCAAAGUAAUACCGCAUGUGUGGACGAAGAGAUUUGGCCUAUCCGAAACAUUUAAUUUCUUCUCAUGUUAUUUCCAUGAGAAGCGAUAUUGUGCAUACAGGUGUUGCCUUUAUAUCAUUUGACAUGAAUUAACUUAUUUUUCAUGAAAUUCGAAAUUGUAAAUAGAAAGAAUUGAUAUAUUAUAAUACAAAUCAUUUGUACUGCCAUUA
Molecule: messenger RNA, 5501 nt
Organism: Lytechinus pictus (painted urchin)
Lineage: Eukaryota; Metazoa; Echinodermata; Echinoidea; Temnopleuroida; Toxopneustidae
Product: carotenoid-cleaving dioxygenase, mitochondrial-like
Exons: 7
Coding region: 101-1564 (487 amino acids)
Biological process (GO): carotene catabolic process; retinal metabolic process
Molecular function (GO): carotenoid dioxygenase activity; beta-carotene 15,15'-dioxygenase activity
Source: RefSeq, a predicted model, not a curated record